AUUCAUUAUUCCAUUUCGAAUGGAGACUUUUGUAUCCCAUCCUCUUGUAGGAAAUAAACCCAAACGAAAAGCUUUUUCACCCAAAAAGUGUUCAUGGCGUAACCAUAAAGUAUGCAAAAAGUGUUUGCAAAUAGAUAUGUUGCCCUAUGGAAGAACUAUUCUUGAAAGGAUGGUACCCUUUUCCCAGUUGGUUGCAAAGCAAAACUCAACAAAGGACGAUUUGACUAGUCAAACAGAGGAAAAAACUCGGAAAGAAAUUCCAAAAACUAGGAUUAUAAGAAGAAAUCUUCCACUAGUUGCUAUUGUGGGUCGACCUAAUGUGGGAAAAAGUACACUACUGAAUCGCUUAACUCGAGACUUUCGUUUUGGCGCCAUUGCUGUGGAUGUUCCCGGUAUUACGAGAGAUAGAACAUAUCAUCGUGCAUUUUGGAACGGAAUAGACUUUGAAUUGGUAGAUACUGGAGGUUUGGUAUUUGACGAAGGUAGAGAACAAGUACCAUUUCUGAAGGAAAUCAGAGAACAAGCCUUGAUUGCCUUGAAUGAAGCUACAGCAGCUAUUUUUGUAGUAGAUAGUACUGUGGGAGUUGCUGACUUGGAUAGACAAAUUGCAAAGAUGAUACGAAGACUUGGUCUCCCCGUAUUGCUUGCUGUAAACAAAUGUGAUGACGAACAGCGCUAUUUAGAUGCAAACGAAUUUUGGAAACUUGGUCUAGGUGAACCUUUUCCAGUUAGUGGAAUACAUGGUAUUGGAACAGGAGACCUACUUGACAAGUUAGUAGAGUAUAUAUGUGAACGAGGAAAUGUUUUUCACGAGCCAUAUUUAGUGGAUGAAAGGAAUGUCAGAAGAAUAGCUAUCGUAGGACGACCCAAUGCUGGAAAGUCUUCUAUUUUGAAUAGACUGGUGGGUGAGACUCGAGCGAUUGUCAGUGAUAUUCCUGGAACUACCAGAGAUACUAUUGAUACCACAAUUCAAAGAGAUGAGAAAAUAUAUUGCUUAAUGGAUACUGCUGGGAUUAGAAGGAAGAAGAUGGUCGAAUAUGGUACAGAAUUUUUCAUGAUCAAUAGAGCAUUCAAAGCAAUACGUAGAGCAGAUUUGGUUAUUUUGGUUGUGGAUGCUGUUGCUGAUAUCGUAGAGCAGGAUGAGAAGUUGGCUGAGCGUAUAGUACAAGAAGGACGUGGUUGCAUCAUUUUGAUGAACAAAUGGGAUUUGGUACAGAAAGAUGAAGAUACUUAUGAAAAGGCAAAACAUUAUGUUCAAACACGACUUGCAGCUAUUGAUUGGGCACCUUGUCUAUUCGUUUCUGCUACUACUGGUCAACGUUGUGAAAAAGUUUAUGAGUUGAUAGAGUCUGUAUAUGAGCAAUAUUCUCGUCGAGUUUCUACUUCAGUAUUGAAUCAAGUGUUGGAAGAGGCAAUUGUGUGGAAUCCUCCUUCUACAAAUAAGCAAGGGAAGCAAGGCAAAAUAUAUUAUUGUACUCAAGUUAGUAGUAAACCACCAACCAUUACAUUGUUUGUGAAUGAGCCGAAACUUUUCAAGGAAAACUACAAGAGAUAUAUCGAAAAUUAUUUUCGAAAAUCGCUUGGAUUCAAAGGAACUCCUUUGAGGUUUUUAUGGAGAGGGAAAAAGCGUCCUCCUCCUAUUUGAGUGUAUCUAUUGUAUACAUUCCUCAUAGAA
Molecule: messenger RNA, 1675 nt
Organism: Galdieria sulphuraria
Lineage: Eukaryota; Rhodophyta; Bangiophyceae; Galdieriales; Galdieriaceae
Product: GTP-binding protein
Exons: 1
Coding region: 20-1645 (541 amino acids)
Biological process (GO): ribosomal large subunit assembly
Molecular function (GO): ATP hydrolysis activity; GTP binding; ribosome binding
Source: RefSeq, a predicted model, not a curated record